This is a messenger RNA of Lucilia sericata (common green bottle fly), 1785 nucleotides long. RefSeq lists its product as uncharacterized. Gene Ontology annotation, molecular function: DNA-binding transcription factor activity, RNA polymerase II-specific; RNA polymerase II cis-regulatory region sequence-specific DNA binding. Gene Ontology annotation, biological process: regulation of transcription by RNA polymerase II. The record is from RefSeq and is a predicted model, not a curated record. Gene Ontology annotation, cellular component: nucleus. Bases 121 to 927 code for a protein of 268 amino acids. Lineage: Eukaryota; Metazoa; Arthropoda; Insecta; Diptera; Calliphoridae. The transcript is spliced from 3 exons.
UUUUUUUCUUUGCAGAUUUAAAUUUGACACAAAGAUUUUUGACUUAAACCUUAUUUGCGGUUGAAUAUUGUUUUCAAAAGAAAAACGAACCAGAAACUUUUACAUUUAAACGGUAGCAAAAUGAUGGCUUAUAUGGCUCCUAGACGACGUUUGGGCUCUAUAGAAGACUCAGCGCCUCCCUCGGAAUCAUCGGAAGGUACAAACUCCUCUGAAAAUCAUGAUAUGAUUUUAAACUCCGAAUGGUCCCAUGGCUCACAAAAUGGUGUUACUAAUCACAAUUCCAUGUUUCUUAAUUCGGAAGGUGAUACCGAUACAAUUAGCACGGAUACGGCCAGCAAUACCAUGUUGUCGGACUACGAAAGGGGACAAGUUGAAAGUUUUUUCGGUGGUUUGGGUACAGAAAUCUUUGUUAGUUCUUCGUUGGCCAAUCUCUAUGAGGGUACAGGCAAAGAUAACGAUUGGCAUUUGGUAUUCACUGGUAUACCCGUAGUGUUGUAUGAUCGUGGCAGUGCUCGCGCUAGAUCCAUACCUCGGGUUACCUUAGUCUUGGCUGAACGUGGUUCGUGUUUCGCUUUGUGGUCCGACCGUAUUGAUAACUUAUCAAACUAUCGUGUGGCUGGUCCCUCAUUUCAUACCAUGUGCUUAUCCAGCAAUCAUCAACAAAUGAUUGGUUUUAGUUUUGAUUCCACUGAAUCGGCUCGAGAGUUAUGGCAGCAUAUGGAACGUUUGGUAAGUGAUCCCGAAAAUAUAGCGCUUUCUAUGCCCGGACGUAAAAAACAAAAGCAAAAACGCACUAAACCAGCACCUUUGCCACCCAAAGCACAAAUUUCCCAUCCAUGUCAAUUUCAUCAUGUCACCAGUGUGACCAAAGAUGAUACGGAACGAUACUAUAGUAUGCAGGCCUUUGCCGCCAUGAGUCAACGUUAAAAUAGUAAAAAUAAAUAAUAAGAAGAUUGAACGAUUGUAAUUUUAAAUCGUCAAAUCUAAAGGACAUUUAUAUUUAAUAGUUUUUAAGUACAAUUAAAUUAAUUAGUUUUAAUCAAACGAUUUCAACAAAUACAUUUACAUAUGUUUGUAUCGAUGUAUGUGUUUUUUUGUAUAAAUUAUUAUCCAUGUUUUUCUUUGCGUUUUUGAUUCAAUUGAGAGAAGAAAAUAUUUAUCUGUGAUAUAAAUACAAAUUAAUAUUAUUUGUUUUAAGUUGUUUUUUUUUUUUACUUCAUUUUUAGUUUUGUUAAAUAUUGAAAUUUAGCAAAAAAAAAUAAAAAAUAUAUAAAGAAAACAAACAACUAGUUAAUACACAACUUUUGAUUUGUUUAGUCUUAAGUUAAGUAUAGAAGAUUAAGUUUAUCGACCCUUGAAAAAAGUUGUGCAAAAGCCAUGAAUUAUUUUUUAAGUUGAUAUAAUUUAGAUUUUUCACAAAAUGUUUUUAAAAUAUACUAACAAUUAUAAUUAAGUCAGAUUAACGCAAUUGAUAGUCGUUUUUUAAGAAUAUUAUUAUAAUUAUUAUCUUUAUUUUUAUUUUUAUAAUCCAAUAAGUCAAUUUAUUUACUAAGCUAUAAAACAUCUAUUGUAACAAAAUAAAAGGUCACAUUAUAUAUUAAACUAUAAACUUAUAUAAUUAAACUUCUAACUAAAAUUUAAUUGUUGUUAAAAAAAAAACUUUACGUGUACAGAAAGAAACAAAGAAAAAAUUUAUGUUGAAAUUCAAAACCUUAAAUUAAGUUCAAAAAAUAACAUUUAUUAUAUCAAUACAAAUUAUAAAUAAUAAAUAAUAUUUCCUAAAAU